Messenger RNA from Eruca vesicaria subsp. sativa (arugula), 2413 nucleotides. NCBI's taxonomy places the organism in Eukaryota, Viridiplantae, Streptophyta, Magnoliopsida, Brassicales, Brassicaceae. The record is from the annotation of a GenBank genome assembly.
AUGGAGGUUGUUGAGAGGAAACGAUCAAGAGGAGGGUUUUUAAAUCUAUUUGAUUGGCCUGGAAAAUCACGGAAGAAGAAGCUCUUCUCUUCCGGCAGCAGCUUGGAGCUCUCAGAAGAGCUAAAGCAGACAAAACAGAAUGAAGUUGAUGAGAAUGGCAAGAAUUGGAAUUAUAAUCCAAGAAGUGACUCUAGCUGUUGUGCAUCUUCUGUUACUAGUGAGGAUGGGCAGGGGACAAGAGCCGCUCCUAGUGUGGUUGCAAGGCUCAUGGGUUUAGAGUCUUUACCUGUCCCAAAUGUCCAAGAACCUCGGUUUAAUCCAGUUCUUGAUCCAUUCUUACAUUCAAGAAAGACAACUAAGUGGAAUGCAUAUGAGAAUCUUGGUUAUGUAAAUCUCCAUAGUGACUAUGAUGGAGUAUCAUGGGAACAUUUGGAUUCAAGAAUGAAUGAUGGCCGCAACAGAGGGAUUGAGAGGUUUCAAUCUGAAACUUUUCCUCAUAGGGUAGCUAAACCGAUCUCUGUUGCCAACAGUGGGCUCUUGUCUCCUAUCAGGAGUCCUCGGUUUGUCCCAUCCAGGAACCCUGUUUAUGUAAUGGAAGCAGCUUCAAGAAUGAUUGAACCAAGUCCUAGGACUAGGAUGGUUACUACUAGAACACGGUUUUCGCCAUCAGAUUCUCCUUCAUCUGUUCCUAUGAGGAUUCGAGAUUUAAGAGAGAAACUAAAAGCUGCAAAGAAUGUGUCAAGCCGCCAAGUCUCUAAUGAGAAGAGAACAUCAACAUCAGUCAUAACACCUUCCUCUAUGGUAAAAAGCAGUUCUGAGGGUUUGAAGAGUAAAGUGAAGCCACCUCAUGUAUCUGCAGAAGCAAAGGCCAGCACACUGUCCUUAAGUGUCCAUACGGAGAAAGCAGAAUCUAAAAAGCGCAUAGUCAAUAGCCAGAACGGUCUCAGAGGACCUCACUUUAGCACAGGAAAGAGAGUGGUUAAGCAGAAUGAUCAGAAACAGAACUGCAGGGACAACCAACAUUCAAACCAAAAGAGCAAGGUUGUAAACAAGGUUCCUGUGGAAAGUGGAUCAGGAAAGAAUACUUCUCUGCCUUUGUCUCGCAAAAAGAGUCUUCACCGGAGCAAGAAACCCCCUAAUGGGAUGCAAGAAUGUGGAAUCUCCAAUGAUAAACGGAUCAAAAGGGGUGAAAGUGUGAUAAAAAGUAACAUUACCAUUGAUGGUAGCUUGCAUUCAGGCAAAGAUGAUCUGAAAAAAGAAGUAGAUGUGAUCUCAUUCACAUUCUCAUCCCCCGUUAAAGGUAAAUCAUCUCAUUCACUAUCCUCCUCCACUCAAGAACGUGAUCAAGAAACAGACUCUGCAGUUAGUUUCGAUAUGUUUGGUGGCAGUUCUUUAAAUGUUCUGCUAGAGGAAAAACUCAGAGAGCUGACUUCUAAGCUUGAAUCUUCUAGCUGUAGUCUGACACAAGAAGAGUCUUCACGUUCCAGUACAAAGAAUGGGGUGAACGAGAUGGUUUCAUCUUCACCAGAGUAUGACAAGUCGACUCAAAAUGGUCUGGAGAAAGUUUUAUCAGAGAGUGAAUCUGUUUCUGACUGCACUUUAUCCUAUGACAAACAAAAACUUCAGGUUAGUUCCUAUGGUUCAACAAAUGAGUCACACUUAGCACAAGAUGAGUCUGAGCUCUCAGAAUCUGUAAUAACAUUGACUUAUUCAGAAGACAAAGAAAGGCUAGACUGGGAGGUUGAAUACAUAUCUGUGAUCCUCGGUUCUGACCAACUUAUGGUGAAAGAAUACGCUUUGGGAAUGGCUACUGACAUUUUACCUGCGAGCCUCUUUAAUGAACUGGAAGGAUGUGGAGUAGCAACAUCAGCCAAGCUCAAGAGAAAGACAGUCUUUGAUUUUGUUAGUAAGUGCUUAGAGCUCAAAUGUGAGCAGAUGUUAAGGGGUAGCUGCAGAGGGCUAUUGUUUGAACAUAGAAAUUGGUUAGCAGAAGAACUGAACAGAGAGAUUCAAAGGUUGAAGAAGAUGAGGGAGAUGAUGAUGGAUGAGCUUGUUGACAAAGAUAUGAGCAGUUUAGAAGGGAGUUGGCUUGAUUUCGAGAGAGAGACUUAUGAAGAAGGUAUUGACAUUGAGGGAGAGAUAGUAUCUACGUUGGUUGAUGAUUUAGUUAAUGAGCUUGUCUCAGUGUUCAAAGAAGAACAUUGAAAGCCAAGAAAAGUGUUAGUUUCUGCUUUGUGUGUUUGAGUCUGAUCUUCUCUCUGCAUUGUAGAAGCUUUUGGUCUGUGUUUCUUUCAUGUGAUAGAUUCUCUGACAUGAGUGUUGAGAUAAAAGUAAAAAAAGUAGCCUAUGUUCUCUCCUAAUGUGUUCUCUUCUUAUAGAUGGAAUGAAAUGCAAAUAAUAUGUUUACUUUGUC